UGCACGGACAGUUUUGAAUUUUAACAUUGUGUUCUGGCUAUGCAAAUUUCUUGAUUUUGGAUUUCUGGACAAAAAAUUUGUCGCGGCAGCUUUUGGGAAUUCUCAGCCACACAUGGACGAUAUUUUUAGUCUCUUAUUUCGAGUGAUCCGUGCGCACGGACGUUGUAUUUGGGAGUGAAUUUUGCCGCGCAUCGCAAGCUAACAUUCAGUUUUUUUAAUACUUAACAUGGCUGACACUCAAUAAUGAAGAGGAAACCACUUAGUGUUGUUGACUGUCGUAACAUGAAGGUUUGAAGGAAAUUCCAACUUUAUUUGAGCUUUGAUGCAGUAGGCAAUGAUGCAGGAAGCCUUGUGCUUUGUGCUGGUAAUGUGCCUUCAGCCAGUGGCACGAAGGUUUUAGGUUGUGGCACAAAAUUGUAGCAGCUUGUUAAGAGACCAUUACUGUGUGUGUCCUGUAUAUACCGCAAAAAUUCAUAAUGUCUGUCCAGGGAGCCAAGAAAAAGGAAUCUGAUGAAAGUCCUGCAGCACCAGACAGUACAACAAAGGAGCGUUGCUGUUUCACUGAAGGUGAAGAUGUACUACUGCAGCAGAAGGAUGGCCGUUAUUAUUUAGGAACAGUCGUUGAGGUUGAUCUGUCAGCAGAAAAAUGUUUGGUGAAAUUUGGGGACAACACUGAGAGUUGGUCAUCUUUUAAAGACUUGGCAAAAUUAUCACAUCCAGAUUCCUCAAACAUUCUAUGUGUAAUCUGCAAAAAAUCUACUCCAAAAUCAGAUAAUGAGAUAAUUGUGUGUGACAAAUGUGGUCGUGGUUAUCAUCAACUGUGCCACCAACCUCAUGUAGCCAAAGACUGCUCUGAAUCAGAUUCUGAAUGGAUCUGUAAGAGGUGCCUGGAGAACAUGCCAGCUAAAGUAAGGGAUAGUAAAAGUACAAAAAAGGACACAGUUCGAAAAGUGUCAGGCCUGUCAGCAGUUUCCAGGCAAGAUAUUCAACCAAAUCAGACUGACAAACACAAACUACCUUAUGAUCCAGAUGUUCUGACGUGGGAUUCUGCUCAUCGGGUUAACUUGGAACAACGAUAUUGUUACUGUGGAGACAGUGGAGAAUGGUUUAUGCAGAUGUUACAGUGUGGGCGUUGCCAACAGUGGUUUCAUGAAAGAUGUGUACGCUGUUUGCAGUAUCCUCUUUUUUGUGGAGAUAGGUUUUAUGUAUUUGUUUGUUCAUUAUGUAACCACGGAAAGGAGUUUGUGAGACGGCUUGAGAUGAAAUGGGUUGACAUAAUACAUUUGACGCUAUUUAAUCUAACUGUGUAUAACGCCAAGAAAUACUAUGAUCUAGAUACUACUAUAGUUCCAUAUGUUAACAACAACUGGACCGCAUUUCAGCUUCCACCAAAGAUCCUCGAUAUAGGUGUAGAAGAAAGGAGAGACAACAUACUAUCAGUAUUGACUAAUAAUAGAAAUAGGUUCAAAUGUGGCCGUGAGAUAAAGAAACGAACAACGAUUUGGGGUCUUCGUGUACGUGUUCCUCCACCUGCACCAACAUUUACACUGCCAAGUGUUCGACCAGUCAGUGAUGCUGUAUUAAAGGAGCGCUGGAUGGGAAACAAGCGGUUAAAAUUCCUUCCACCCUCACUAAGUGCACUUGUGUCAGGAAAAUGCCACCUUGGUAAAGGAUUUUGUCACAGUGAAAACUCUUCAGGCAGCAAUCAAAAUUCCAUUAAGACUGGAGGGUCAGCAAAUUCAAACUCCAAAGAUAUUUCACCAUCUUGUACAAAUGAUGGCCACCCCACUACAAAUGGACUGCCACCUACACCAGGAAUUAAGAUAUUACAUAUUAAUUCCAUGUCUGAUGCAAGACAUACAGCAAGUGAAAAGGUUUCAGCAAGAAACUCUGAUCGCUAUAGUGGUGGUGGUUUUGUCAAGAAGUCAUCUUCUUUGUCUCCUGCAAAUCGGUAUACACUUCAGCAGACUCUUCUAAGGCGAAGGCAUAAAAACCUAAGAGGCUGUGUUGUUCAAACACAGAAAGAAAGGUUGUUGAGGCGGCGGCGGCAUAAACAGCAACAGAUAGAGAACCACGCAAAGAAUUUUACUGCCCGUAAAGCUCGGAAAUUGCUUAAGAAUGCAAUUGCACAGAGUCAGAAAUGCAGCCAGGAAUUACCACCUACACCUCCGUCCUCAUCAACUCCAGACACACCUCAAGCUGUUCCAUCAGCUGCAUCUUCAUCAUCAUCCACAGUUACAACUCCAGUGCCAACUGAAUCAUCAGCUGCAGGUCCUGGCUCUCAAACAGUCCCACCAACAGAAAUUUCGUUUGUUCCUCCUUCAACUCCUGGGGAUACCAGUGGUGAUGAAACCUCAUCCCGGGGAACACUGGACUCGUUUAUUCCACCGCCAAAAGAUUUUGAGGGGAAAAAUAAUCCAUUUCACAGCUUAACUGAGCUGCUUGCAGCACCAAGUGGUUUGAAUGUUUCUGGGAGUUUGUUUAGUUCCUGUGCAACACAGAACUCUCAGAAUAUAAAUCCAAUUACACUUCCUCUUCCUCUCAAUCCAGUUCUCCCCCAUCCAUUGCCCCCACGACCUGCCAAAAGGCAGUUAAGUGAGAAAGAUAUUAGAAUAGAUAGAAAUGGUGAAGUGAAGAGGCGUAGGCAUCGUCGCAGUCGUUUGGGUUCAGUUAGUGGAAGCUCUGUGCAAUCUUUAGCAAAUUCAUCUGGAGGAACAGCAAGUAAAACAGCAGCCUAUGUUCCAACGCGUCCAGAUCAAGCUGUAAAACCAAAUGAUGUAUGGUCUAGUGGCAUGACUUCAGUACGCUCAUUGCGAAGCAUGUAUUCGAGCAGUAGUGGUGGGCCAUCAUCUUCCAGCAGUGUCAAUGGUGGUCAGAUUAGUAGCUGUAUGGACUAUGCAUUAAAUGGAAGGCGUUUGAGAGCAACACAGAGACAAGAAACAAAAGUCAGUGAUAAAAAAUUAGUUUCUCAGUCUGCAUCUUUAAAAUCUUCACCAGUGAAACAAAACCCUGUACAGAUAUCUAUGGAUGAUCUCAAAUCAUCAGUCAAUAUAUAUUUCGGUGCAGCAAAUCGAAUUGCUGCUGGAGAGAAGUUCACAAUUAGAGCUAAGAGGACUACUCCAAUGGGUAAGACACAGUAUCUUAUUGAGUGGGAAGGUCCUUCUGCGUAAUAGUUAAAGUGAAAUGAAUAAAAAUCUCAAAGUAUUAUUGUACAAAUAAUAUAUGUUUGGAAUACCAGAUAACUGAGCAUUUAUCGGUGUAUUAAUGUUUUGUGUUAUGUGAAGUUAUUUGGCUUUGUGGGACUGUGUUUCUAUAUCGUGAAAAUGAAUGCUCACGUGUAUUCUAUUUCCACCACUCUCACAUUUUUGAGGGGGUUACAUAAAUGUGUAAUGUAGUCCUCUAAGAUCGCCGAUGUUUACAGUGACCAUGUUAAAAUUAUAUUAUAGUUACCUACUAUUUCUUAA
Molecule: messenger RNA, 3464 nt
Organism: Schistocerca americana (American grasshopper)
Lineage: Eukaryota; Metazoa; Arthropoda; Insecta; Orthoptera; Acrididae
Gene: Pcl
Product: metal-response element-binding transcription factor 2
Exons: 13
Coding region: 477-3170 (897 amino acids)
Biological process (GO): chromatin organization; regulation of DNA-templated transcription
Cellular component (GO): nucleus
Molecular function (GO): chromatin binding; DNA binding
Source: RefSeq, a predicted model, not a curated record